This is a messenger RNA of Loxodonta africana (African savanna elephant), 5462 nucleotides long. RefSeq names its product ATPase plasma membrane Ca2+ transporting 3 (gene ATP2B3). The transcript is spliced from 22 exons. Gene Ontology annotation, molecular function: ATP binding; ATP hydrolysis activity; PDZ domain binding. Lineage: Eukaryota; Metazoa; Chordata; Mammalia; Proboscidea; Elephantidae. Gene Ontology annotation, biological process: regulation of cytosolic calcium ion concentration; calcium ion transmembrane transport. Gene Ontology annotation, cellular component: intracellular membrane-bounded organelle; plasma membrane. The coding region runs from base 777 to 4541 and encodes 1254 amino acids. The record is from RefSeq and is a predicted model, not a curated record.
UUCCCGUCCUUGGAGCGGACUGUCGCCCGCCGCCACGCGCCCGCCACCCUCCAGCCUGCAGCAACAGCACCCGCCAGAAAAGCCGAGGCCGCGGGGCGGCCGUGCCCAUGGCCAGGUCCCUUCAGGACAGUGGAGACACCCUGCGUGCUAAGCCGUGACCUGGAACCCAGCUGGCCCUGUCCAUGGCUUGGCCUAUUCCCCGGACCCCUGCGCAACCCUGGGCCUGAAACUGUUAGCCACUCAGGCCGUGCCAGAAGACUACCAGGCUCUGUAGCAUGCUCACAGCAGCACAGACCAAAUCAUUAUCAGGCAAGAGUGGGACAGCAAAGUGCUCGUGGUAGGCCAUGGGAGGGGACAGAUCAUGGCCCAGAUGGUCCACUCACAGCAUGCUGGCUUCAGUGGAUGUUCCCAGGUGGACUUUGCUGGCACUUAGAGCCUCCCACUUAGGCUGCUGCUGGCGGCAGCAGGGUCCCCACCAGAAGGUAGGGACCCUGGGGCAGCCUGGCCACAUCCUUUUCCCCUCCUGGGUAGGCCCUCCCAGCCCUGGGGGCUCAGCGAGUAAGGACUUGGCUGAGCUUCAAUUUGCAGUUUUAUCUCAACUGUACCCCUGGCUCCUUCUGGCCUCCUUCUCCCCAGGUGUCUGAGCUCGGGCCACUUCCCCGCUGGCCUUGGAAGGGUGCUGGGAUUUGGGGGCUGCUUGUCCCUUGCCACAGCGAAGCCGAAGCUGUGCCUGCAAGAAGGCCUGACCUCCUUUCAUCGCAGCCCGGACAAGCAGGAUGGGCGACAUGGCCAACAGCUCCAUCGAGUUCUACCCCAAACCCCAGCAGCAGCGGGAGGCCCCCCAUGCAGGUGGCUUUGGGUGCACGCUGGCCGAGCUGCGCUCCCUCAUGGAGCUUCGAGGGGCCGAGGCCCUGCAGAAGGUCCAGGAAGCCUAUGGGGACGUCAGUGGGCUCUGCAGAAGGCUGAAGACCUCCCCCACGGAGGGCCUGGCGGACAACACCACCGACCUUGAGAAGCGCAGGCAGAUCUACGGGCAGAACUUCAUCCCCCCCAAGCAGCCCAAGACCUUCCUGCAGCUGGUGUGGGAGGCCCUUCAGGACGUGACUCUCAUCAUCCUGGAGGUGGCCGCCAUUGUCUCCCUGGGCCUCUCGUUCUACGCACCACCGGGAGAGGAGAGUGAGGCCUGCGGGAACGUCGUGGCCGGGGCCGAAGAUGAGGGCGAGGCCGAGGCCGGCUGGAUCGAGGGCGCCGCCAUUCUGCUGUCGGUCAUCUGCGUGGUGCUGGUCACGGCCUUCAAUGACUGGAGCAAGGAGAAGCAGUUCCGAGGCCUGCAGAGCCGCAUUGAGCAGGAGCAGAAAUUCACAGUCAUCCGGAAUGGGCAGCUCCUGCAGGUGCCAGUGGCCGCGCUGGUGGUGGGAGACAUCGCUCAAGUCAAGUACGGAGACCUGCUGCCUGCUGACGGCGUGCUCAUCCAGGGCAACGACCUCAAGAUUGAUGAGAGCUCACUGACUGGAGAGUCUGACCACGUGCGCAAGUCGGCAGACAAAGACCCAAUGCUGCUCUCAGGCACUCAUGUCAUGGAAGGUUCCGGAAGGAUGGUGGUGACAGCUGUGGGGGUGAAUUCCCAGACAGGCAUCAUCUUUACCUUGCUUGGAGCUGGCGGGGAGGAGGAGGAGAAGAAGGAUAAGAAAGGCAAGCAGCAGGAUGGGGCGAUGGAGAGUAGCCAAACUAAAGCCAAGAAGCAGGACGGGGCCGUUGCCAUGGAGAUGCAGCCCCUAAAGAGUGCAGAGGGUGGGGAGAUGGAGGAGCGGGAGAAGAAGAAAGCCAAUGUGCCCAAGAAGGAGAAGUCGGUCCUCCAGGGGAAGCUCACAAAGCUGGCCGUGCAGAUCGGGAAAGCGGGGCUGGUGAUGUCUGCCAUCACUGUGAUCAUCCUGGUCCUCUACUUUGUCAUCGAAACCUUUGUAGUCGACGGCCGGGUGUGGCUGGCUGAGUGCACGCCGGUCUACGUGCAGUACUUCGUGAAGUUCUUCAUCAUCGGGGUCACUGUGCUGGUCGUGGCCGUCCCAGAGGGCCUGCCUCUUGCUGUCACCAUCUCCUUAGCUUACUCCGUCAAGAAAAUGAUGAAGGACAACAACCUGGUGCGCCACCUGGAUGCCUGUGAGACCAUGGGCAAUGCCACAGCCAUCUGCUCCGACAAGACGGGCACACUCACCACCAACCGCAUGACCGUGGUCCAGUCCUACCUGGGGGACACCCACUACAAGGAGGUCCCAGCCCCCAGCGCCCUCACCCCCAAGAUCCUCGACCUCUUGGUCCAUGCCAUCUCCAUCAACAGUGCCUACACCACCAAAAUACUACCUCCAGAGAAGGAAGGUGCCCUUCCACGCCAAGUGGGCAAUAAAACGGAGUGUGCUCUCCUGGGCUUUGUCCUGGACCUCAAGCGGGACUUCCAGACAGUGCGAGAGCAGAUUCCAGAAGAUAAGCUUUACAAAGUGUACACCUUCAACUCAGUCCGAAAGUCCAUGAGCACAGUCAUCUGCAUGCCCGACGGUGGCUUCCGCCUCUUCAGCAAGGGGGCCUCAGAGAUUCUCCUCAAAAAGUGUUCCAACAUCUUAAAUAGCAACGGUGAACUCCGCAGCUUCCGUCCGCGGGACCGGGAUGAGAUGGUGAAGAAGAUCAUUGAGCCGAUGGCCUGCGAUGGCCUCCGCACCAUCUGCAUUGCCUACCGCGACUUCUCCGCGGGCCAGGAGCCUGAAUGGGACAACGAGAACGAGGUCGUGGGCGACCUCACCUGCAUCGCUGUGGUGGGCAUCGAGGACCCUGUGCGGCCGGAGGUCCCUGAAGCUAUCCGCAAGUGCCAGCGUGCUGGCAUCACCGUGCGCAUGGUGACCGGGGACAACAUCAACACUGCCCGGGCCAUUGCGGUCAAGUGCGGCAUCAUCCAGCCUGGGGAGGACUUCCUGUGCCUGGAGGGAAAGGAGUUCAACCGGCGGAUCCGCAACGAGAAGGGCGAGAUAGAACAGGAGCGGCUGGACAAGGUGUGGCCCAAGUUGAGGGUUCUCGCCCGCUCUUCUCCCACCGACAAGCACACUCUGGUCAAAGGGAUUAUCGACAGCGUGACCGGGGAGCAGAGGCAGGUGGUGGCUGUGACCGGAGAUGGCACCAACGACGGGCCAGCUCUCAAGAAGGCUGACGUGGGCUUCGCUAUGGGCAUCGCAGGGACAGAUGUGGCCAAGGAGGCCUCUGACAUCAUCCUGACAGACGACAACUUCACCAGCAUUGUCAAGGCAGUGAUGUGGGGCCGUAACGUCUAUGACAGCAUCUCCAAGUUCCUGCAGUUCCAGUUGACGGUUAACGUGGUAGCAGUGAUUGUGGCCUUCACAGGGGCCUGCAUUACUCAGGACUCUCCUCUCAAAGCCGUGCAGAUGUUGUGGGUGAACUUGAUCAUGGACACAUUUGCCUCUCUGGCCCUGGCAACGGAGCCACCCACUGAGUCAUUGCUCCUGCGGAAGCCAUACGGCCGGGACAAGCCCCUGAUCUCACGCACCAUGAUGAAGAACAUCCUGGGCCAUGCAGUCUACCAGCUCACCAUCAUCUUCACCCUGCUCUUUGUCGGGGAGCUCUUCUUUGACAUCGACAGCGGGAGGAAUGCACCCCUGCACUCGCCGCCUUCUGAGCACUACACCAUCAUUUUCAACACCUUCGUCAUGAUGCAGCUCUUCAAUGAGAUCAAUGCCCGCAAGAUCCACGGGGAGAGGAACGUCUUCGACGGCAUCUUCAGCAACCCCAUCUUCUGCACCAUUGUCUUGGGCACCUUUGGAAUCCAGAUUGUCAUCGUUCAGUUUGGUGGGAAACCCUUCAGCUGCUCCCCCCUGUCCACGGAACAGUGGCUCUGGUGCCUGUUUGUUGGUUUUGGGGAGCUGGUCUGGGGACAGGUCAUCGCCACCAUCCCCACCAGCCAACUCAAGUGUCUGAAGGAGGCAGGGCAUGGGCCUGGGAAGGAUGAGAUGACUGACGAGGAGCUGGCCGAGGGGGAGGAAGAGAUUGACCACGCCGAGCGGGAGCUCCGUAGGGGCCAAAUCCUUUGGUUCCGAGGCCUCAACCGGAUCCAGACACAGAUGGAGGUAGUGAGUACCUUCAAGAGAAGCGCUUCAUUUCAGGGUGCCCUGCGCCGGCGGUCUUCAGUCCUCAGCCAGCUCCAUGACGUAACCAAUCUUUCUACCCCUACUCACAUCCGGGUGGUGAAAGCCUUCCGUAGCUCGCUCUACGAGGGCCUGGAGAAGCCAGACUCUAAGGCCUCCGUCCAUAACUUCAUGACUACGCCCGAGUUCCUGAUCAAUGACUACACCCACAACAUCCCGCUCAUCGAUGACACGGAUGUAGAUGAGAACGAGGAGCGCCUGCGCGCCCCCCCACCCCAGUCCCCCAACAAGAACAACAACGCCAUAGACAGCGGCGUCUACCUGGCCACGACCGCCAGCAAGUCAGCUACCUCUUCCAGGCCCGGAAGCCCCCUCCACAGCGUGGAGACGUCGCUCUAACGGAACUCCUCUCUUUUGCUGCACACAUGCGCGUGCACAGACACACAUACACACUCUCAGACUCACCCACACUCACAGAUGUAAAACACCCCAGACGGCGGAAGACUUUUCUUGCACGUCAUUUGCAAGAAGCCACAUCCAUUCACUAAGGGUGCAGCCCGCCACCGGCGUCUUUAUCCAGGACCCCAGGAAGAAGAGGGAGGAACUGAGAGGGUGAAGAUCUCUGUUCCCCACCUGUUUUUCUAGCGAUGCGAUGCUUUUAUUUUUAAACAAACACUACAGUUCCGUUCCACCAUCCAUUUGCCAUCGGGGAUGUGCACUGGGGCCGGGCGCUGGCUGGGGUUUGUGGGAGCAACUGAAUCAACGUGUUCGUCCACAAAAGAGGCGAGCACUCUGGCUGGGAAGGCUGUCCCGGUCCCCACACCGCUUCCUUUCCUGCCCUGUCAGCCCAGCAGAUGGCCCACCCAAGGGAGUCUGUGCAAACGUACCUGCACCACAAAGCAAGUACCCCGGGAUAAACCGUCCACAUCAACAGUAUGCGUGCGUGCGUGUGCGUGCGUGUGUGGAAAUAUAUAUAUAUAUAUAUAUAUAUAUAUAUAUAUAUGACAAGAUGCUUAUUUAAAGACUAAGGAACUAUUUAUUGGCAUGCUAUGUCCAUUCCUUUUAUCGGGCAUUUUCAUUUUGAAAUUUCAUUAUUUAUUUUAGCAGGGGGUCCUGGUGGUGCAGUGGUUACAGCACUCGGCUGCAAACCAAAAGGUCAGCAGUUCGAACCCAGCCACUCUUCAGGAGAAAGAAGUGGCAGUCUGCUUCUGUAAAGAUUGCAGCCUUGGAAACCAGAUGGGGCAGUUCUACUCUGUCCUCUAGGGUCUCUAUGAGUCAGAAUCGACUCUGCGGCAGUGGGUUUGGUUUGGGUUUUAUUGU